UAAUGGCAAGAUGAAUGAACCAAGAAUUUAUUCCAACAUUUGGGCAACUUCUCAAGAUAGCGAGGCGACUUUGACGCAAAAUUACGGAACAGCAAGUGCUUGCAAAGCGCAAAGCAGAACCGUGAGAGACAUGUGUGAAAGAGCAUCAGGACUGCUUGGAUGCGGAUUGGUAAAGGCGCCGACUGCAACUAUGAAACUUGUGGCUGCAAUCGAACCAACCAUCACUGAGAAAAAAUCAUGGCUGCCGCCAACAAUCACUUCACUCUGUCCUAACAAACACCGAUGUGUCAUAAAUCCUGAUUGGCAAAAUGCUAUUUUUGCUGCUGCUAGUGGUUCCACGGUUACGGUGGACGGAAUCAUUGGAACAGUUACGGUUGCAUGCGGAAAAAGAUUUUUCACUGGACUCUGGCCCGUGCCGAGGGAACUGCUUCACCAAACUUUUAUUACUCCACGGCGGCUGUUAGGCUACCAGGCCUUUCCACCAAAAACUGCUUCUCUGACCUCCCAUUCGGCUAUGCAAGUUGGAUGA
Molecule: messenger RNA, 529 nt
Organism: Cloeon dipterum
Lineage: Eukaryota; Metazoa; Arthropoda; Insecta; Ephemeroptera; Baetidae
Exons: 6
Coding region: 11-529 (172 amino acids)
Source: RefSeq, a predicted model, not a curated record